CUCGAGGCUAUUGAAAAAAUCACCCUCAAAAAGUCGAUACAUGCCACCAAUGCCGUAGAUUCACUGUCACCACCAUCACCUUCACACCAAAAAGUCGAUACCUUCAACCACCUGCGCGACCUACUUUGGGAUACAGAGAUACCUUGCCGCGACCCCUCCUCCGCCUCAAGAUCCAUCGCAUCCUCCCAUCCUCCCAUCCUUCUAGCCUGUGCGGGUCAGACACCUCGGCUCUCCGAUCUUGCAGGUGGCUCCAUCCUCCAUCGAAUCCCACCAUCCCACGCUCCCACUACUCGUAUGAUCCUGGUCCCUGGCUGGAUCUUUAAGUAACGAGACACCCCUCUCCAAUCCGUGCUCGGGCUUUUUGCAGCCUCGAGGCUCACCAGACAAUGCCUCAUUUUCCCUCCGCAGGUAUCCGGCCCUUCCGCAGUGAGCAAAAUUCAUCUCGAAACCACGAACUAUCUCCCGACUCGGAACGUGUACCGUUCUUGACGCAGGAACAGGCUUUCGUCGCCUGUGCGGACCUGGAAAAUGGAGCACUCAAUGACACAUCUGCCGCCAGACCCGACACCGAUAAAUCACCCUCAGUCACUGUUACUUCUCUUUCUGCAUCGGACGAUACCUUUGACCUUGUCAGCACUCAAUUUCCUUCCAGAUGGCGCUGGACAGAAAGAAUACCUUCAUUAAGUCGCUGUUUUGGUCGGAGUUAUUCGGUGGCACAUAAAGAGCACAUCGUUGAGAAAUCUGUCCUGAGCACCCCACUGCGGAGGGUCCUUCGCUUGCUGGCAUUUUCGCUCAUGUUGCUUGGUCUGGUCGAAUUCAUAGCCCUAGCAUGCGGUGUCCUCUUUUCCUUCCUCCCCAACGAGGCUGCCGAUGAGCUUGAUGGAUGGAAGCCAGCAAGCGACGUUUCACCCGAACUAAGCCAAUGGCCUACAGACUUCUCAGCUGACAUUCAUCCCGUUGCUUGUCAUUCUCACAAUGACUAUUGGCGCAAAGAACCUCUCUUCUCGGCACUGAAAGCUGGCUGCAGCGGAGUUGAAGCUGAUGUCUGGUUAUAUGGUGAAGAGUUAUAUGUGGGCCACACGAGUGCUUCCCUCUCUCCCCAACGAACUCUUCGCAGCCUCUACAUUGAUCCUUUGGUGAAGAUCUUGGAUCAGCAAAACCCGAUAACCUCGUUUCAUCCCUCUGUCGAAAGCCCUCGAAGCGGUGUUUUCGACACGAAACCCGCCCAGACGCUUGUCCUUUUGAUCGACUUCAAGAACGAUGGCGCAGCUAUCUGGCCAUACGUUGCUGACCAGCUAGGACCGCUCCGACAAAAAAAUUACCUUACAUAUUUCAACGGAACCGACACGAUCGAAGGGCCGAUCACUGUUGUAGUUACCGGAAAUGCGCCCUACAUGAAUGUGGUGGCCAGCUCACAGUAUCGAGACAUGUUUUUCGACGCACCAUUGAAUGUCCUCGAGAAACUGGACCCCAAGACGCCUGCCAUCCCUCACCCUCGCGUCACCGCCGAUGAAUUUCAUGGUCUGGAUAAGCGCGGAGUCACCAACCAAGGCCAAGGCCGCUCAGGCGCCGCUCCAUCAGAUGCAGCCAUCUACUCUCCUUCCAACUCGUAUUACGCCUCGGUGAAUUUCAAGAGCAGUAUUGGUUGGCCAUGGCGGGGCAAACUUUCUUCCACUCAAAUCGAGAAGAUCCGCAAACAGAUCGAUGGGGCGCAUAGGCGCGGCCUGAAAGUCAGAUACUGGGGCGUACCCAGCUGGCCGAGGGGCAUGAGAAACUACCUUUGGCGUGUUCUCUAUCAAGAAGGUGUGGACUAUCUGAACGUGGAUGAUCUGCGGUCCGCCACCCAAGGCACCUGGAAUUGGGACCGAAAAUCAUCGUGGUUCAGUGGACCUUGGCGAUUUUGGUCAGCCUAAACAGCCGUCUGCCUUGGAAGCUUUGACCGCAAAUAUACGAGGUUAUGAAUAUGCAACGAGAUCAAGAAUGGCGGCACGAGUUCUUAUGAGCGUGGGAAAUAGUCCCAUCCAGCGUGGCAGGCGAAUAUGAAAUGAUAAGUCUUGCGAGACUUUGGUCAUAUGGCACGUGGCAUACAGCAAGGCGUUUCACAUAUACUUGGGAAGAUUUUGGGAAGAUCGAGGUCGCAAAAACGGCAGCACAUACAGCAUUCUCAUGAUACCCCGGCUCUAGGUAUGGAGCCACGUUCAUCAUUUUAAGGAUUGAUUGAACAACCAAAUUUCGAUACUUUUCCGGCUCCCUUUUCUCUCUCUAAUGAUUAUACUCUGGCAAGACCCUUUCUCCCUCAUCAGUCUGCCUUGCCAGAGCACCCUUGAGCAGCCAUUAUAGUUGGCGAUCAUGGUGGUCCACCCAGCAAAAUUCUUGGUUCAUCCAUACAAUGGACACUUGCCAGAGCCCAAAGUUUGCUGAGGUCUUAUAUCCUCC
Messenger RNA from Exophiala xenobiotica, 2436 nucleotides. RefSeq lists its product as uncharacterized. The transcript is spliced from 2 exons. Bases 387 to 1913 code for a protein of 508 amino acids. Gene Ontology annotation, molecular function: phosphoric diester hydrolase activity. NCBI's taxonomy places the organism in Eukaryota, Fungi, Ascomycota, Eurotiomycetes, Chaetothyriales, Herpotrichiellaceae. Gene Ontology annotation, biological process: lipid metabolic process. The record is from RefSeq and is a predicted model, not a curated record.